This is a messenger RNA of Gastrolobium bilobum, 1720 nucleotides long. Its product is annotated as glucan endo-1,3-beta-glucosidase 11. Gene Ontology annotation, molecular function: hydrolase activity, hydrolyzing O-glycosyl compounds. Lineage: Eukaryota; Viridiplantae; Streptophyta; Magnoliopsida; Fabales; Fabaceae. The transcript is spliced from 3 exons. Gene Ontology annotation, cellular component: plasma membrane. The coding region runs from base 64 to 1374 and encodes 436 amino acids. Gene Ontology annotation, biological process: carbohydrate metabolic process. The record is from RefSeq and is a predicted model, not a curated record.
UAGAGAGUAGAGAGUGCCUUCACAUUCCUCCAUUCCUCCUAAUUUAAGUAAAAGGAAAGAUCCAUGGAUCAUUCUAGAUUCAGGCGCUGCUCUCGUUGCUGUUGCUGCUCGUUUAUGCUUAUGAUUUUAAUUACUGGAUUGGCAAUGAAUGUUGUUGAAUCAAUUGGGAUUAACUACGGUCAAAUAGCAAACAACCUACCAUCUCCGGAUGAAGUAGUGUCGCUGGUGAAAUCAAUAGGUGCAACGAAAGUGAAGCUGUACGAUGCGGAUCCACGAGUGCUAUCAGCAUUCGCAAACACAGGAGUGGAAUUCAUGGUUGGCCUCGGCAACGAGUACUUAUCCAAGAUCAAAGACCCAAACAAGGCCCAAUCAUGGAUCAAAUCCAAUCUCCAACCUUACCUCCCACACACUAACAUCACUUCCAUCUUCGUCGGCAACGAGAUUCUCACCUUCAACGACACCUCUCUAACCGCCAACCUCCUCCCUGCUAUGCAGAGCGUUCACACCGCACUCGUCAACCUCAACCUCGACAGACAAAUAACCGUCACAACAACUCACUCCCUCGCCGUUCUCCAAACCUCUUACCCUCCCUCUUCUGGAUCCUUCCGUCCGGACCUCGCUCCGUGCCUCGCUCCGAUCCUCAGCUUCCAAGCCAAAACGGGAUCUCCUUUCCUCAUAAACGCGUACCCUUACUUCGCUUACAAGUCCAAUCCGAAGCAGAUUUCGCUCGACUAUGCUCUCUUCCAACCAAACCAGGGUAUGGUGGACCCUGCCACUAAUCUUCACUACGAUAACAUGCUAUUCGCACAGAUCGAUGCUGUCUACUCUGCACUCGCUUCCAUGGGAUACUCCAAGUUACCGGUUCAUAUAUCCGAAACCGGUUGGCCCUCGAAGGGGGAUCAAGACGAAACCGGUGCGAGCCUUGAGAAUGCUAAGAAGUAUAAUGGGAAUUUGAUAAAGAUGAUGAGCAGCACAGCCACAACCACAACAACAACCACAACAACAGGGAAAGAGGAGAAAGGAACCCCAAUGAGGCCCAAUAAUGAUUUGAACAUUUACGUUUUUGCUCUGUUUAAUGAGAAUAUGAAACCCGGCCCAACUUCCGAGCGUAACUAUGGCCUCUUUAAGCCCGAUUGCACCCCUGCUUACCCCCUUUCACUUUCUUCUUCUUCUUCCUCUUCUCCUCCGUCAGGCGACGCCGUUAACAACAACAACAACACCAACUCUGGCACGCCGUCACUGACGCCUGCAUCUUCCUCCGGUUAUUUGUCCAUUUCCUCAGCUACCUCUUUGGAGAGAUACCGUUUACUUGGGGGGGCUUCUUUAUCCUUUCUGCUGCCGUUGCUGAUGGAGCUGAUGACUAUGAAGUUUUGAGGAUUUUUCAGUGCAGAAUCCAAACAAGACCCCAUGGCAUGGCAAUACAGAGAAGAGUAAAGGCAUAAUGAGAAAUGAGUAAAGGUAAAUAAAAUCCCACAACACAAGCCAAGUUAUUAUUUAUUUUAUUUUUCACUUUGCUUGACCUUUACGAUUGGAAUUAUCAUCGCCCUCGUCACAAAGAGCAUAUGAAACGUCACCAUUGUCUCCAUUCAAAAUUUAAUAAUUGGAUACAAAAAUGAUCGUUUAGAUUGGAUUAAUAUUAAAUUGCAGCGUAGGUUUCAAAUAUUAAUAACACCAUUGGAAAGAAAAAGUUGAGACAUCUGAAAAAGGUAUUCAUUAGGAA